This is a messenger RNA of Eublepharis macularius, 3269 nucleotides long. RefSeq names its product transmembrane protein 151A (gene TMEM151A). The transcript is spliced from 2 exons. NCBI's taxonomy places the organism in Eukaryota, Metazoa, Chordata, Lepidosauria, Squamata, Eublepharidae. The coding region runs from base 1 to 1455 and encodes 484 amino acids. The record is from RefSeq and is a predicted model, not a curated record.
AUGCCCGGCGUGGGGGAAGAGGACGGCGCGCAGCAGCCGGGGGCGGGCGAGCUGCCCACGCUCACCCCCGCCGGGGGACCCCCUCGGGAGGAGCAGCGACCUCUGAAGCAGUCUCUGAGCAGUUCCCUUUGCCGGGAGUCCCACUGGAAAUGCUUGGUCCUUACCCUGUUGAUGUACGGCUGCUUUGGCGUCAUGGCCUGGUGCCGCCUCUCGACGGUGACCCGCAUGAACUAUGACGGCGCUUACCAGGGCGCCUCCAUGAUCUACCAUGACAGCCCUUGUUCCAACGGCUACAUCUACAUCCCCCUGGCUUUCUUGGGGAUGCUGUACGUGGUCUACCUGGUGGAGUGCUGGCACCGGUUCGCCAAAGGCCAGAUGCAGUACCGCGUGGACACGGCCAGUGUGUACGAGAAGGUGCAACGCAUGCAGCAGGCCACGCCGUGCAUCUGGUGGAAGGCCAUUAGCUACCACUACAUCCGCCGCACUCGGCAGGUGACCCGCUACCGCAAUGGGGAUGCCUACACCACCACCCAGGUCUACCAUGAGCGGGUCAACACUCAUGUGGCAGAGACAGAAUUUGACUACUCAGGCCAUGGGGUGAAGGACGUAUCCAAGGAGCUGCUGGGGCUCUCUGAUUACCCCGUCACCAAGCUGCGGUUCACCAAGUGUUUCAGCUUUGCCACCGGGGAGGCAGAGGCAGCUUAUCUAACCCAACGGGCCCGCUUCUUCGGUGAGAACGAGGGCUUAGAUGAUUACAUGGAGGCCCGCGAAGGGAUGCAUCUUAAGAACGUGGACUUCAAGGAGCACAUGCUGGUCUUCCCGGACCCGGGGCGUCCCCCGUGGUACACUCGUCGCUGGGUCUUCUGGCUGGCCUCUUUUCUUCUGCUGUCCUGGCCGCUGCGAGUGCUGUCUGAAUACCGCACGGCCAACGUGCAUUAUCAUGUGGAGAAACUCUUUGGGGCAGACGACGGGCCCAGCCCACUGGAUGCUGCGGGGGGUUACGGGCGUCGUAUCUCACGUGUCAACACCGUGGACAUGACCGAGCUAGAGUGGCACAUCCGUUCCAACCAGCAGCUGGUGCCCAGCUACUCAGAGGCCGUGCUCAUGGACUCCACCGUGGUUGCCGGCGCGGCCUACCUGCGCAGCUGCCAACGGUGCCGCCGGACUGUCAGUAGCAACUCCCUGCCCUCGCGGGGCACUCGAGCUCUCUAUGCCCGCCUCCCUUUUAGCUGCAGCCGCUUCUCGCUGAGUGGGGCACGGCGGUGUGGGGGGGUCCUCCGCAGCCUUAGUGGGAGCCACGUGGGCAGUAGCAUCGAGACAGAGCCGCUGGAGAGCCCCCCCUGCUACCAAGAUGCUUUGUACUUCCCUGUGCUGAUUGUGCAUGGCGGGGAGGGCUGUCACCGCAACGGACAUAGGCCAGGCCCCACAGGGAGGUCGUCGGGGACCCCACUGUGAUCUUAGAGAAGAGAGCAGUUGAGGUGGAGCCUCCUUCGAUCCCCGGGGUUGAGACCAAACAUGGGAAGGAAGAAACAGACAAGCCCCUCAGUCCCUUCCCCUUCCCCUCAGGCAACCCGUAAACCAGGCAAUAGGUACUUUUGGCGGGCCAGACCCCUUUUCCUGACAUUCUGCUCCGAGAAUAAUGAACGACUUUCCUUUUUUCUUUUUUGCAAAGAAAGCUGACGUUAGCUUGUUUUGCACAGUUCAUUGCAGUUCCUGGGUUUAUGAAAAAGUGUGUUUUUCACCGAGCUGUCAGAGAUUGGAAAGAGGGUGUCUGGAUGGAAGGAGGGCAAUUUAUGGGGCCACUGAGGGAAGCCAUAGAUCCUGGCCACUCGGAGGCCUCUCUCUGCCAACAGAAGCCAUCUUUCUGAGACUUUGGCCAGGCACAGCCUAUGAGGGUUAGAUGGUUAAAUACCGUGCCAGAGACUGGCAUUUGUGUGAGCCUUAUAGGUAUGGAAGUCCUGUCCCUCUUUGGCCCUUCGAUUCAGGCAGGGGAAUUCACUCAUGAUGUGUGAGCGGGACAAAAUUUACAACAUUUCUAAUGGAUCUGUGCUUUGUGACAGAAAAAAAAAGAUUAAAAGUUCUCUGGUCCCCAAGCCACUCUAGAAUUCUGCCUGCUGUAAAAAUUGUCUUUCCUUGAUCAUGGCUUCACGGAGUAUAAAUCCAUCGAUGGUGACUAGCUAUUGUGGUCGCUAAAUGGAACCUCUGUGUUUAGGGGCAGUAUACCUGUGAAUGCCAGGUGGUGGGGGCAAAGAACAGAAGUGGUUCGUUGUUUUCAUGUUUUUCUUGUGGACUUCCCAGAAGCAUUUGGCUGAUGCCUGUCGGAGACAGGAUACAGUGACCCUUUUGUCUGACACAGCGGGGCUCACAGGAGCCCAGUAGAACCUGCAUACCCACAGGCAGGAUAUCUCUGAACAUCAGGUGCGAAUUCAGACAAUAGGAUGGGUUGUCUUUAGUUCCAUGGCCUGCUUUUAAGCCGGCCGCUGAAGAGAAAAGGAUGUUGGACUAGUUGACUAGAUCCUGGACUAGCGUGGAAGUGUUUUCAUUCCUGUCUUUCAAACUCAGGCCAGGAUUUCCAACUAGGGCAGGGAACAUCCCUUGCUUUGAACGACUUAUCCAUUUAAUGUGGGAUCGGUGGACCAUGCACCAGCGUUGGGGUGGGGAAGGAACCCUCUAGGGCAGAAUUUAGAAAUACCUUGCAGAUUUUAGCAAGGCCAGGCCUGUGGCCUGCUUCGUCUGCAAUUCAGGGCUAUUGCUAGAGCUGGGUAGAGGACCAAGCUGAAAAUAAUAGGGUUUUAAAGGGCUCAGCAUGGGAAGGGGUUUCCGUAGCUGGGGAAUUUUAGGACUUGUGGAUCUGUCAAUGGGUGGUGGUGGUGUUAAGAAUGAGGGAAUGUCUUUGGGAGUUCUUCACACCCUCCGCAAACUACAGUUCCCAGCAUUCUUUGGGGAUGGACAAAGCUGCCGUUGUUGGGCAGCCUUCACUGUUGCUGUGCUAUAGCGAUUAUCUGCCUCUGGAUUUUCCUUUGUGGCCAAGACAGCCCAGGAGGUGAAGGACUGCCGUAGCACAACAACAGCUCAAUAUCCAACGUUGUGUGGAUUCACCCUUAAAGUGGUUUAAAACUGUUUUUGAAUGUAGAUGUUUCUCUGAGUCUGGGAAGAUUAAGAAUGUUCAUUAAUUUACCUGCCCUUUCACCAAAAAGAGUGUUCCAGUCGGAAGGUGGGUGGGACUUAAUUAAUUAUUCCAAUUUUGGGGUGGGGCUUAGGUCCUGGAU